Ylistrum balloti is the source of this 4668-nucleotide messenger RNA. Its product is annotated as protein brambleberry-like. The record is from RefSeq and is a predicted model, not a curated record. Lineage: Eukaryota; Metazoa; Mollusca; Bivalvia; Pectinida; Pectinidae. The transcript is spliced from 11 exons. The coding region runs from base 50 to 1849 and encodes 599 amino acids.
GACAUUUGAGAGAUGACUUCGUAAAAACUUUUUUCUAUCAUCACAGGCAAUGAAACGACGCACCUUUAGUUUCCUUAUAGUAUGUUUGCUUCCAUCAACGACUGGGUUACUUGACUGGAUAUUUGGUUCAGAUACGUCAAGGAGCGAUGGGAAAUUUAGAGGACUUGUUCCAAAGAGUGCUAAUUUUGAAAUGCAAUCAACAGACGAGCAGUUCCUCACGGAGUUUUCAAAAUAUCUCAUGGAGACAGAAAUGGAGUCGCAGCUUGGUUUAUGUUUUCACAAAGUGAUUUACAAAUAUACAGCAAAUACCAAAUGUAGCCAGUUGACAGAAGAACAAUUGAGUAAGCUUGCUGUCCAUCUGCUGAACUGUCAGUCGCAGUCGGAAAACAGACCUAUUUUCACCUGCACAGAUACUAUGACUUUAGGGCGGUGUACAGAAAAUAUGGAUGGCUCUACUUGGAAUGCUUAUCACUUGAUGAACAACCGAGCACGUGCAAUGUGUUAUGCAACCCAACAACAGCACUUUCGAAAAAUGACAGAGAUGGCGGUUACAAAGCUUGCAGUGGCUGCUAAAAGUCAGUUGCGUGCCAUGGAUAACUUAGAGAAAGGACAGGAGACUCUCCACUCCUUAACAACUGACACUGUUCAGAAACUGUACGAGAGCCAACAGGAUCUUCUAGGAACUCACAGAGAGCUGCAGCUAGCUCACCAAGAUGUCAUGGAACACGUCACUUCUAACAUUGACAAUCUACUGAAAGAAAAAUCCCUGAUAGCUUCAGGAAACAAAGAACUUGCAGAUAUGACCGAAAGUAUCAAGAAUAAAUUAGAACUUACAACAAACACACUUAAUGAGCAAGAAAGUGACCAGAAGAAUAAUCACAGACAGAUAAUGGAAGAUUUGAAUGGAAUCCAUGUGAAAGCACAAGAAGCUUUAUCUAAGCUUGACAACAGUUCCAAGUAUUUCCUCAAGAAUCAUAAGGAGAUGAUGAAACACUAUCAACUGCUGUAUGAGAACAUUGUCAAAAUCAACGCUACAGUGGGGAAUUUGUUGUCUACUGUCAGUGCCAUGCAGGACAAGCUGGACAAGAAGAUUGGCUGGUUCACACACAUUUUAGGAGCAACUGAGGAAAAGCUAUCAUUUCUGUUGGUGUUAGGACAACAUGUUGGAUACUUUGUCAUCAUGGCACUGGUUGUUGUCUUUCUACAAAUUCCAAGGUUUUCCAGACUGGCAUUGCUGAUGGGUGUCGUUGCCAGUACCAUAUUAGAACUCCAAUUUGAGUAUACAGUUGGAUUUCAGCAGCUCACAGCAUUUUGUCUCGCUAUAAUUGGUGGGAAUUGUGCUUAUCAUAUUUGGAAGCAGAAAAAUAUGGCAACAUUUUCAAGACCGUUUGCUUUGAAAGACAAAACAGAUUUAAGAGGAGACAACUCUCUCAAUACAGAUUUCACAUCCGAAGACUUGAGGGAACUUAACACAACUCUUGGGAGACUUUGUCAAUCACUGAAUGACAGUUUACGUGACACGAGUGUACGACAUGGUCAGACACCAGAAUUCAGACCUCCUGAUAGCAACAUUCCCACACCUAGGCCAGACUCUUCUACCAUGCCUGAUGACUUAGAAAAUGUUCGGCGUUACAUCAACGAGUUAGAUGACAGGUUAUCUACUUCGUCACGUCAUUCUGCUACUCCAAUACCUUCCACAUCCUACAGACACACAUCCAGAUCAUCCACUCCCUUGAGUACCACCAGUUCUCGGUGUCUGGGUACAACCAGAUCAGGCACACCAUGUCGUCUCCAGUCACCGCCAGGUCAUGAUUUCUGCCACAGACAUCGCCAGGGACAAGGCAGCUAACCAAAUUUCUUGUCUUUACUUAGAAAAUCCUCUUUUAUUAACAUUGUGCAUUCCAUUUUGUCAGUUUCUUUAACCAAUUUACAAAAAUUUUAGAGGUGUGUUCCAUGUUGAUCGAUCAUCAAUCUUGAUUUCAUUAGAAAUAGACAGAACAUCAGAUAAAAAGUGCAAUAACACAUUAAAUGGUCAUGAAGUUCCUUUAGAUCUUUGAAAGAAAAAAAAUCAUGUGUGUGCUGUUUAAACAGGAUAAUGAUUUUUCAUUAACUUUUUUUGACAUUUUUCAUCAAGCGACUUCAAAAUCAGAGAUAUUGCAUUUGCAUUUAUUCAUUUUCCUGUUUUUCCAGUUGUAUUAUUGGAUGUUCAUUGAAUAGAUGAUAAUCAUUGAUAUUAUCCAUUUUUUUAAUUGAUUCUUCAAUCUGGACUACUACAUAUUUGAUGGGGUUUCUUUAUCAACCUUUGUCAAAGUUUUCAAUAUACCAGAGAUAAGAGGAUGCUUUCAUGUUAAUCUGGUAUGUAUGCAAUAUUUGUAGUAUUUUGAAUCCUAACCAUUUCCAGAAGGUUUAACUCCAUUUUUGAAAUGUUUCUUAUUGUAAUGUAUUUAAAUGUUUGUUUUCCACAUUUUAUAACUUCACACCAGGUUCAUGUUUCAGUAUUAUCAUUGAGAUGGAAUAGUUGAUGUAACAGUCUUAUGAAAAAGAUUGUAAUAAUAUGCAUGAAUAGUGAAAUGAGUAGUGAACUAACAACUUUUUAAGACCAAUGAGAUCUGCAUUUGAAAACCUGUUCUUUUGACAGGUAAAAAUGGUUUUUAAUCAUGCUAAUGCUUAAGUGUGUUGACCUUUGUUCUGUUCAAAGGUAUAGUUUUACAGACUACAACUUUCUUUUCUGUUAAGGAAGUGUUGCAUUGUUUGUCUUUUUUUCUGAGAUGUGAUCUUGUAAAAAUUUCAAAACUUUGCAGUGUUUUAUUGCUGGGUUGAAUUUCUGUGUUGUUCUGUUAUAUAUAUAUAUAUAGAUAUUUUAAGUUUUGUUUUAAUUCUCUCAUUUUUUUUUCUUCCAUAAGAAUUGUAGCAGAUUUACCUUAAUAUAUUUUGAAAGCAUUAUUGUCAUUGUUGAUUAAAGAUAUGGAAAUCAAUAUUUCUAAGUAUGUAUUAUAAAUCAUCACAAAAUAUAUUUUGUAAAAAUGAGUUUUGUAUUACAUCAAUCAUCAAUAACCAGUUUACUUUUGUACAACCCAAUCUGAGAAUGACACACUUAUUUAAGUUCUUACUGAAAAGUGACAUUGUAGCUUACUUCUAUGAAAUUCAAUUCCAGUCCUUCCCAACAAGACUUAAUGAAAACUAGAUUUGAAGGGAAUUAAAUAGACCAUGUAAUCAGUAUCAUUGUUUAGUUAUAAAAACUAUGUGUACCUAGAUUAUAGUCACAUUAAUUCAAUUCCUCUCACAUCAGAGAAAAUCCUUAAACUAUUUUUUAAUUUACUACUCCUGCUCAAAAGCAAUAGUCAAGAUGUUAGGUGAUUCAAGUCUUUCUCCUACUUAAAGUAAUCAUAUCAGGUUGACUUAAUGGAAUCAGGCAAGUCAACUCUGUACCACUACCAAACACAUAGUGUAUAACUACCUAACUUGUAGUUGGGCCAUCAGAUGUUGACUAUUAUACCUUUCCCCCUACCCCCACCCUCCUGCCAUAAAAGCAUAAGCAUGAUGUGGCCUGGUUUUACCAUAAUAGAUUAACCUGUUGGCAUAUUCUGGUAUGGCAUUAAUGUUAACCUGCUUUGUGACAGAGGUCACUUAAUGGUUUUUAUAAAAGCUAUAUAUGUGUGUCAUUCUGAGAUGGUGAAGUACUAUAGUAAAUAACAGAUUCUGUCCUCAGUUCCAACCGUCUUGCCUGCUUAUGCAGAUUGCUUUUAUGUUGUUGAAUUUUUUAUUCUUUUAAUAGAAGAUUAAUUUCCACAGUACUGUCACUCUGUCAGAGUUGUUGUUCCUUACACCCCACUAUCGGAGAGAUUUCAGUGAUAUGUCAAUUUUAUCAAAAUAUCAAGCAAUAUUGGUUUUUUGGGGGUUUUUUUAUUGCUUUUUUCUUUUUGAAGGACCAUUUGAAUUUUUUAAUGUUUAAAAGCAUUUCAGUUUGCAUUUAAAUAUUUUGCUUUCAAAACAAAAUGUGUGUGAAUAUCUUGACCUUUGUCAUUUUUUUUAUUUGAGUGAAAGUGUGGUUAUAGACAGUGUUACAUACAAAAAAUUGGACAACAUUUUGUUCCACAGCAGAACAAAGGUUAUAUUAUAAUGUACAGUGACCAGUGCUACUCUAAUAUUGAAAGUACAAUGUACAUGGUUAGAUCUUCACUAUAAAACAGGGAUCAAGGCAUAAAUCCAAAUGUUUUCAAUUUAAAGUAAAUUAAUAUUAAAACAGAAAUUUAUUUGUUAAAUAUAUUUAUGUAUAUCUGUAAAAGUGUACAUUUUGUGUAUACCUGAUACAAAAUAGUUGUAUAGGUACAUUUAAAUUGCAAAACCAUCAUGAAUUUAAAAUAAGGAAUAUUUGUUCUCUUAAGGUAAACAAAUUCUUACUCUACUAUGCAGUUUACAUGGAAAUUUAUUAAGGUACAAAGACAAUGUUUUAGCAUGGAUCUUAUUGUCAGUAUAAGGAUUUAUAGAAUAGAAUGAAUCAAGACAAGGUUUCAAACUAUUUGGACUAAACAGUUUGGAUCUGUGAAGUGUUAAUCAAUAUAAGUUUGUAUGGAGAGACUUACAACAAAGGUGCUAUACAGGUGAUCCAUAUUCCUACAGUAUUUAUAUUGUGUUAUUUUCCUCAGGAGUGAAUUACUUGUAUGAAUA